Molecule: messenger RNA, 1756 nt
Organism: Thermothelomyces thermophilus ATCC 42464
Lineage: Eukaryota; Fungi; Ascomycota; Sordariomycetes; Sordariales; Chaetomiaceae
Exons: 2
Coding region: 106-1650 (514 amino acids)
Biological process (GO): chromate transport
Molecular function (GO): chromate transmembrane transporter activity
Source: RefSeq, a predicted model, not a curated record
CGCGUCUCGCCGACUGCUUUUAAUAAUUACUUGCUUGAUUUUCGUUUGUUCCUCUCGUUCCCAGGCAGUUUCUGGCGACAACCCAAAUCAACGGCCCUCGCCAACAUGUCGCCCCUGCGCCUCAAAAACCUGAGCCGUCGUGUGUGGAAGGUGCUCCGAGCCAAUUGGCACCUCGGCGUGACUGCGUUCGGCGGUCCACCAGUCCAUUUCCGGAUUUUCAACGAGAAAUUCGUGACAAAGACAAAAUGGAUCGACGAGCAAGUCUUUCAGGAGCUCUUCAGCAUCUCGCAGGCAUUGUCCGGACCUGCCAGUACCAAGAUGCUGUACUGCAUCAACCUGAUACACGGCGGCUUGCUGUCGGCCAUCUUGAGCUUCAUGAUGUGGAGUCUUCCGGGCGCCAUCGGCAUGUAUGCUCUCUCCAUCGGGGUGUCCAACAUUGGCGAAACACUUCCGGCCCCGGUAUACGCCCUCUUUUCGGGUCUCAACGCAGCUACCGUUGGGGUCAUCGCCCUGGCGGCCAUUGAGCUAUCUCAAAAGUCCAUCACAGAUAAACUAACAAGGGUCAUCGUCUUUCUCACGGGCACUGCCGGAAUGCUCUACAGGGCGCUGUGGUAUUUUCCCUUGCUGAUGGCCAUCUCGGGGCUCGUUACUCUCAUCUAUGAUUUUCGUUGGGUUCAUCGGUUUUUGAGGAGGUUGCUCGCCACGGCAACACGUCUCCGGUCCGGACGACAAGCUCAACCCUCCGAAGUGGCUUCGGCAUCACCAAGCGUCAACGCUAUUGCCCAUCGACUUGACGACCCCGCCGCCAGAACCCCACCGCAGAAUCAAUCCAGCACGCCGUCGCCGCUCUCCGACCUUCCUGUCACCGAGACCGAAGCCCAUGCCACUAAUAUCACAACCACGACGUCCGCCCCUUCCACAGCCGAAACGGAGCCGCGCAUCAUCCCGGCCUCCCACACGCUGACGCUGCCCCCGUCGCUGACGUGGAAGACGGGCGCGCUCGUCAUCGCCGGCUUCCUGGUCACCUUCAUCGUCGCCAUCGCCCUGCGGAGCGCGCUCCCCAGCGCGCCCCUGCUCUACCGCCUCUUCGCCAACAUGUACCUGGCGGGCACCAUCAUCUUCGGCGGCGGGCCCGUCGUCAUCCCGCUGCUGCGCGAGUACGUCGUCGCCGAGGGUUGGGUCUCGCCGCGCGACUUCCUCAUCGGCCUCGCCCUGAUCCAGGCCUUCCCGGGCCCCAACUUCAACUUUGCCGUCUUCCUGGGCAGCCUGACCGCGCUGGGCGCCGGCUACAGCUCCGUGGUCGGCGCCGUCAUCGCCUGGAUCGCCAUGUUCGCUCCCGGCCUGGUCCUGGUGCACGGCACCAUGGGCAUCUGGAGCGCGGUCCGGAGCAGGAGGUGGGUCAAGAGCGUGCUGAGGGGCGUGAACGCCGGCGCUGUCGGGUUGAUGUACACGGCAGUGUACCGCAUCUUUGGGGUAGGCUAUCUUGACGAGCAAUUUCAGACCGGCAGGAGCCUGGGUGAUGACCCGUGGUGGCUUGUCAUCACCGCCACGAGCUAUGUUGGAGGUAGGUAUUUCGGCUUGAGCGCCGUCUUCGCAAUCAUGCUGGGUGCGGUGAUGGGCAUGGCCUGGUACGGGGUGGUGGCGGCUUGAUGGUUUCGGAUAUGAGGGCAAUGUUGGCUCGCCGUUCGCCAGGUCUUGAAUACAGGGGUGAGCCAUGUCUCCGGCUCCCAGCCCGAAGCGGUGAGGCGCCACAAAG